Amoebophrya sp. A120 is the source of this 1414-nucleotide messenger RNA. NCBI's taxonomy places the organism in Eukaryota, Dinophyceae, Syndiniales, Amoebophryaceae. The record is from the annotation of a GenBank genome assembly.
CACAACACGUAUGUACUAGCAAAGGAUAAAAUGACACUUGUUAGAACCAUAGUACGGUUCCGCCAAAGUUACGUUCUACAGUUGGAAUCUGUUUGUCGAACGUUAUUUUAUUUUUAAGAUUUUGCGACUUUAUGUUUUUGGCGCGCUCAAGUAAGAACGUAGGGCUAGGUACUCAAGGUUUCUUUUCUCUCAGGGCUCCAUUGCUGUGAAGAUCGAUUUUUGAAAAAAGCAUUGUCUUUCGGAGAUUAUUCCACCAUGGCGUCCCCUUCGAACCCGUUUUCACAGCUGGGCACGAAACUCGGCGCCCUUCUCGCACUCACGGCGGGCAUCGGCGUGCUCUAUUCUGGGCCAGACAGCAGCAAAUUGUUUUUCUGGCACCCGUUUUUCACGAUAUUAGCCGUUCUUCCGCUCGCCACGAGCGGAAUCUUCGUCAAUGUAUACAACUCGAAGAUACGGACUGGAGGGAAAGUAGAAGACCGGGAAGCUGCUCCUGUUGCGUCAGGAGGAGCAGAAGGAGCUGCUUCAACGGAAAAAACACGAGAUCACGAGGAAAAGAAACCCCAACAGCGCUUGGCCAACUUGUGGCACAACUUGCUCUUAAUUUCAGCCACCGUGGCAAUGUGGAGUGGGUACUACGUCAUUCACACAAACAAGGAAAUAAACGGCAAACCGCACCUCACCACGCUGCAUGGCCGCUUGGGCUUCAUCGUUCUCAUCGCCUACACAACGAUAGUGCUGAGCAGCAGUCUGCCCCUCUGGGACUACCCACAGAAAAUGCCAAGCAGGGCCGUGGUACAGAAGAUAAAAGUUAUGAUACGCUUUUCGAUGGAGCUUUACGCAUGCGCAGUGCAAAUUCGCUUUCGCAAUUACCCUCGAACCAAUGAAAUUCACAACCAACAUGAUUGAAGGUUUCCACAAUGCGCCUGAUGAAGCUCUCUGUGAAGAAUUUCGCGACACUUCACCGGUAUACGGGUCGAAUACUUUACCUAUAUCCUGUGCAAAAGUAUCGUAUUCGUAUUGCAAUCAUGCAUUACAAAUCUUUUUUUUAAGGAUAAGGUAAAUCCGCAUUACAAAUUUUGUUUCUCAUGCUGAGGAAAUGGAAAUUUGUAAUGCAUUUAUACGAAUACGAUACUUGUGCAGUUCAUAACCUAGCGGCGAUAGCAACGAUGGCGACAUAUCCUGUGCAAAAGUAUCGUAGUCGUACUAAUUGUAAAUAUGCAUGACAAAUUUUCUUCCUAAGGUAAAACAGCAUUACAAAUUCCACUUUUCUUCUUGCCAAAAUUUGUGAUGCAAUUUAUACUAGUACGAUGCUUUUGCAUUCGAUACGACAGGGUGGUGGACCAUUCACGCAGCGUCAAAUGUGAAGUAUGCCGCUUCCCUCUUUGCGCUUCCGAUCUUGGGAUUGCUCUACUGA